Molecule: messenger RNA, 543 nt
Organism: Bipolaris sorokiniana ND90Pr
Lineage: Eukaryota; Fungi; Ascomycota; Dothideomycetes; Pleosporales; Pleosporaceae
Exons: 1
Source: RefSeq, a predicted model, not a curated record
AUGGACCCAAGUUUUCCUAUAGCAGUAGACUACGAUGACAGCCCGGAUCGACUUCGACAGGAUCUACUCAGUCGCCUACACUGGAACGUUUUCGGCCCCCUCGAUGAGGUCGCUGUGCGUGACGGCACCACGCUCACGCCUCUCGCGCACCACGCCAUAAAAUCAGAAAGCAUCGCAAUUCCACCCCUCUCCAAAGUCACUGUCCACAUAAACGCCUGUCAGGAGAAAUACGCCGUGGAUGAAAAUGAAGAGGAGUAUCGAUACCAACCACCGGCUCCGCUAGUCAUCGAAAAGCCGGCCGGUUCUUCUCCCAUUUCGAUAAACGACUUUGUCACGCAAGUCCACCCUUUCUUGAACGCCCACCGGGCUGAGAUCUUCAAAUGCGAGGACGAAAUAUAUACACAGCCGACGACGCUAGAAGACGGCACUACAUUCGUUGGCGUCGACCCCGAUAAAUUCACCUCCCGUGACGGUGACGAUAGUGAUGAGAAUACUCACUUUUACCAAAGCGGCAACAUUCCAGCAGAAACCCGGUUUUUCUUC